Molecule: messenger RNA, 913 nt
Organism: Contarinia nasturtii (swede midge)
Lineage: Eukaryota; Metazoa; Arthropoda; Insecta; Diptera; Cecidomyiidae
Exons: 7
Coding region: 220-660 (146 amino acids)
Source: RefSeq, a predicted model, not a curated record
UCAUCAAUUUAUUUCAUUUAGAACAGUUCAGCCGGAGAAUUCGAUGACAUAAAGCUGUUGAUCAUGUGGUAGUGCGAAGUGAUAUUGUGCUUAUUGGUUUCAACUAUACAAUUCAUUGCAAUAAACAUAGUGGAAAAUGAACGAGAUUUUAAAUUUUCAUGCGUAUCUUCUGCAUCCGCUACCGAAUUUACUUCUAUUCACUUCAAAUAUGAUCCAAAAAUGGCAAAAUAUGAAUAUAAAUUCAGUAAAAAUGAGCUUGCCAAAGUCAAAGAAAUGAUCGGAAACAAAGAGAAGAUUAUCUUCUACUUCAUGGGAUAUGCCGACAGAAAUUUUAUUAUAGCAAAAGAGGAAAUGAUCACAAAAAAUUGUUGCUCGUGUACUGUAAGUCACGCAUUCUAUUGGGGAGCCGAUCAUUUUAAGUUUUUUCAAUAUUUUUCGGGGCUCGACUCUGUACUUCCACAAAAAAUUCGAAUUGGAUUGAAUUUCAUCAAAAAUAUUGUGGACUCAGAUGAAUUUAAAAUCAAAUUGUCUACGGUUUAUUUGACCGGUUUUAGUUUAGGUGGACACAUUGCGGGAAUGAUUGGACAUGAGUUGAAAAAAAUCUAUAAUGGAAAAAUGGUAGCAGCAGUAUGGGGAAAUUUGAACAUUGAAUUCCGAUAGCAGUUUUUGACCCCCCUAGAAUUGGAUUUCCGUAUCCGAUAAUCGAUGGAAAACCAAGACGAACACAAAAAGUAGACGCGAAAUUUGUUGCAGUUUCCAUUAUUUCUCGUAUCGGUGUCAAAAAAUAUAUUGGGGAUAUUGAUGUUAUAGUUAAUGAUGGUAGUUAUUACUCUGUAAAAUAGAAGGGAUUAAAUAUUAAUCAUUUUGGAUUUUUCAUCAAAAUAAUCUAAAAGGAUUAAAUGUUAGCACUAUA